This is a messenger RNA of Numida meleagris (helmeted guineafowl), 4174 nucleotides long. RefSeq names its product transmembrane protein 2-like. The record is from RefSeq and is a predicted model, not a curated record. NCBI's taxonomy places the organism in Eukaryota, Metazoa, Chordata, Aves, Galliformes, Numididae. The transcript has 21 exons. The annotation marks the transcript as partial.
AGAAACAAUCCCAAGGCAAAUGCGUCUUUGCGCCGGCUCCGUGCAAAGCCGCGGAGAAGCAGCGGGCGCGGCUCCGCACGUGCUGGGGCGGCAGGUAGCGGGGCCGCGCUCCCCGUGCCCGUCGCACCGGUGCCGGUGCCGCCGCGGGACGCGCCGGGAGCAGCGAGCGGCAGCAGCGCUCAGGUCGGUACCGCGCCCCCCGCUCCCCCCGCACCCCCGCGCGUCGCCGCGCUGCCGCUGCCCCCCUCUCUUGCAGAGCCGUGUCCGGAGCCUGCCCCGCACCUCGCCCCCUGGCACCCCGGCUCCGACACCCGCCGCCACGCCGUGGUGGGCCGGGGAGCGGCCCUGCGGCUCGAGAGCUCCGCCGCUUUCCACUCUCUCGUCAUCCGCGACGGAGGGAAAGUGGUGUUCGCCGACCGUCCCCACGGGCCGCCCAUCACGCUGCGGGCCCGCUACAUCCUCAUCCGGGACGGCGGGGAGCUGCACGUCGGCUCGGAGCGCUGCCCCUACGCCUCGCGGGCCACCAUCUCGCUGUACGGGAGAGCCGCCGACGAGGCGGCCGUGGACGGCUUCGGGCAGAAGUUCCUGGGCGUGGGGCGCGGCGGGGUGCUGGAGCUGCACGGCCGGCGGCCCCGCUCCUGGAGCCUCCUGGAUAAAACCCUGCACCCCGGCGGGCUUCGCCACGGCCCCUACUCCUCGGAGAGGCGGUGGGGCAGCCGCGGGCUAAACCUGCGCGUCCUAGACGCCGGCACGGGGCGGGUGGCGGCGGCCGGGCGCUUCGACACCCACCUGCGGGCCGCAGAGUGUCGUCGGCUGCGCGACUUCCUGGCCCUGCAGCCCGAAGGCAGCGUGGUGGCGGCCGCCGUGGGGGACUCUGCCGCCCGCAGCCUCACGCUGGAGACGCGGCUGCUUCUGCGGGACCGCCUGCGCAGCCGACACAUCGCCCGGCUGGGCUACAGGCAGCCCUGGGCGCUGGUAGGGAUCCUCGGAGGGGAUCCGCUUUCGACGGUGGAGGAUAUAAGAGAGUAUCACGGGAAUGGGACAACGGGGUUAGCCGUAGCCCAAAGAGAAUUCCUCACCUACGAUGGCACCCGUUUCACUGUUACUGCUUUCAGUGGAUGGAUAAAAGGAGUGCCUCAUAAUGGGUUUAAAGUGGAGGUGUCCAAAGGAAUAAUUCUCCAUUUAGUGGAUGAUGUUAGAAGUUGGUUACCCGGUGACAGGAUCGUCAUUGCCAGUACAGAUUAUUCCAUGCAUCAGGCUGAAGAGUUCAGUCUCCUUCCUUGCCCAGAAUGUAAAAGCAAUCAAGUGAAAAUUGAUGGCAGCCCACUUUAUCUUCAUAUUGGAGAAGUCAUAGAUGGCAUCGACAUGAGGGCUGAGGUCGGUCUUCUGACUAGAAAUAUACUUAUCCAAGGAGAAAUGGAAGACUCCUGUUACGGAGAAAAUCAAUGUCAAUUUUUUUCCUUUGACACAUUUGGAGGACAUAUUAAAAUCCUAGCAAAUUUUAGCUCUGUGCACAUGUCAGGCGUGGAGUUAAAAAACAUGGGGCAGCAAAUCCUGGGCAGUUACCCAGUGCACUUUCACAUGGCUGCAGACGUUGAUGAGAGAGGAGGGUAUCAACGCCCGACGUACCUUGAUAACCUGGCUAUCCACCACUGCUUCUCUAGGUGUGUUGCCAUACAUGGGACUCAUGGCCUGCUGGUAAAAGACACCAUUGGCUAUGACACUUUGGGGCACUGUUUCUUCCUUGAGGAUGGAACAGAGCAGCGCAAUACUUUCCAGCACAACUUGGGCCUGCUCACCAGGUCGGGAACCAUCUUACCCUCGGAUCGCAAUGAAGCGAUGUGCCUUGCCAUCCGGAGCCAUGUCUACGGGAAUUACAUUCCAGUGCCAAGCACUGACUGCAUGGCUGUCAGCACUUUCUGGAUUGCAAAUCCAAACAACAACUUAAUAGAGAAUGCAGCAGCUGGCGCUCAGGAUGUUGGCAUCUGGUACAUCUUCCACCGGGUUCCAACUGGACAGUCCGAAGGGCAAUAUCCAGAAGGACAGGCUGAACAUACCCCCUUGGGAGUAUUUUACAACAACAGAGUCCACUCCAAUUUCAAGGCUGGUUUGUUUAUUGGAAAAGGAGUAAAGACAACAAGAGCCAGCGCUGAAGAUCCCAGAGAGUAUCUCACUGUCGAUAAUGCCAGGUUUCGCCCACAUCAAGAUGCAGAUCCUGAGAAGCCGCGAGUUCCGGCCGUAAUUGAUGGUCUCAUUGCUUUCAAAAAUAAUGACCAUGGGGCCUGGGCCAGGGGCGGUGACAUUAUUUUCCACAACUCUGGUGAUGGGACAUUCCCCACUGACGAUGGCUCUAGCCUGGAAGUGUCACGCUCCAUUUUUGUUGGAGAAAGCAGCAAUCUGGGCUCCCAGGGAGGCCAGAACAGCUACUGGGGAAAAGGGGCAAACGGAGAAUACAGGACACUGCCCAGAAACAAGACAUUCCCUAUUCGUGGAUUCCAGAUUUAUGAUGGGCCUGUCAGGAUGGCAAAAUGCACUUUCAAGAAGUUUACCCCAACUGUUGACAGAUACUCAAGUGCCAUCGGCUUCUUCAUGAAAAACUCCUGGCAGAUAAGCCCCCAGAAUAAUGUGUCACAAAUCCUGAUGGAGAAGAGUGUUGGUCUGAAAGUGUUUUUUGGCAGACCAGGCCAGUGGUUUGGAAAUAACGAUAAUGAUGGUGACAAAAUGUCUGUCUUCCACGAUCUGGAUGGCUCCGUGACAGGAUAUUCAAACAUUUUUGUAGGCAGAGCAGACAACUACCUGCUCCGUCAUCCCGGGUGUGUCACUGUCCCCCGCUGGAAUGGGGUGAUGUGCACUGGGAGAUUUGCACAGCUUUAUAUUCAGGCCAGGCGCCCUGAGAAUCUGACCUUAUCCAUUGCCAGAGCAGCAUACCACUCCCAUCCCCUGCAGCUGCAAGGCGUGAACAGAGGAGCACCGUACCAGCAGUACCAGCCAGUCGUCAUGCUGGAGCAGGCUUAUAUCAUCCAGUGGGAUGGCAGAGCGCCUGAGGAUAUCAUCCUGUACCCAAUCAACUUCAACAGAGGAGACUGGCUGCAUGUUGCCCUCUGCUAUCCCAGGAACACCAUCUUCCACGUGGUGAAAGAUAUCUACCAGCGACGAACAGGGAUGGUGCACAGCAUAAAGCACUACCUCGCAGCUCCUUCCCGUGACAGUGUUCUCAAUGGGACCAGUGAGCUCUUCUACUUCGACAGAGCAUUGGGGUACCUCUUUGUCCACCUGCAAGCCCACGAAGCUCGGCAAGGGCACAGUUACUGCUCCCAGCAAGGCUGUGAACGUACCAAAAUCAUGGCGCAGAUGUACCCGGGGGAGUCCUGGAGCUGUGCCCCCAACCCCUUUUUGCAGAGGCCAGCUGCCCCACAGCACCCCAUGUCCCAGCACCAGGCAGUGCCCUGCAGGGCAUGUGGGGCCCCCCAGCUUGCUAUCACCAGCACACCCUCAGUCAAGAAUGUAAGAAUCCAGAUCCAGUCUCUCAGCAAGGCAGACAUACAGAACGGCUUGACAUCCGCAUUCAUUAAGAUAAAUGACACUACGUUCCUGUUCAAUAGCCCUGGGGUAUUCUUCAUGGUGCUAGAUGCAUGUUCGGGAGCAGUUGUGAGUAGGCGGCACUUCGACACAGUUACUGGGGAAAACGUGGCCAAUGCAAUAACUGAUUAUGUUCAAACGUUUAUAAAAGAGAGAUCACUUGUUCUUGUGUGCUCUAGAGAUAUUGGAGACAAGGUGUGGAGCUCUGAAAUGUCUGUUUUUACAAGGUUAGGUUCAGCAAAGCCUAUUGUCUUCCACAGAGAAGGCAGUUUUGCUAUGCUUGGCUAUAAAGGACAGGCCAAGCCCUCCUGGAUUAAAGUCCUUAAUCAUGCUCGUUAUCAGAAAGCUGCUUCUCUACAGCAUUAUGUUCCCUUGAAGCUGAAAGAGUAUCAAUGUUCAGAUAAAGCCUUUCCUCAGAACCACUCAGAGCACAUCUCUGCAGAGGCUGCAGCACCCCCUGAUUAGCGUCAUUGGUGUAACCACAGCCAGGCAAGUCCAGCAGCUGUCACCCAACUGCUCUUGUUUUUACGGGAUUGUACCUAACUGAUGUUGUUGACUUGUAUAUUUUAUAAUUAAUAAAUAUAGUCUCAUCUUA